AUGAGCUACAACAGAGUGAAGGAGAUCAACAAGGACACCUUCCAAGGCCUGGAGGGCCUGGUACGACUCCACAUGGACCACAACCGCAUCGAGUUCAUCAACCCGGAGGCGUUCUACGGUCUCACCACAUUACAGCUGGUCCACCUGGAGGGCAACCUGCUCCAGCAGCUCCACCCGGAUACCUUCAUCACGCUGAGGCACAGCCAGGUGUUCAAGGUGUCCUCCGUUAGGAACAUCCACCUGUCUGACAACCUCCUCGCCAGCUUACCCAAAGACGUCUUCACUGGCUGCUCUCAGCUGGAGAAUGUCUAUCUCCACGGCAACCCCUGGUCCUGCGACUGUCGCAUGGCUUGGUUCCCAGAGUGGGCGGAGAGGAAUUCAGCUGCGCUGAAAUGCAAGCGAGACAGGAAGUAUGCCAGAGGUCAGGCCUGCCCCGUCUGUGAGACCCCCGCUCCCUCUAGAGGCAAGAGCCUAACCCAGCUUCCCCGUGAUGCCUUCACCUGUACCAAGCCCUGGAUCCACCCCCAUCUGAAGCAGAGGAACGUCAGCCUGGACGAGGGCGAUUACACCCCUGUCUCCCCCCAGGACUUCAUCGCUCCCAUCGGAUCCCUGCAGAUGAAUCUAACAGCUCAGUUCCACAAUGACGCUAGCCUUACCUGCACCGUCCAGAGACCGUCAGCCAUGGAGAACCUGACUCUAACCCAGGUGGAGGAGGGGGAGAAGAACGUGACCAUGCUGUCCACCAUCAUCUCUACAUGGCUGGUCUGUAAUAUUGACUAUGARCACAUCCAACAGCUCUGGCGCAUCCUGGCUACGUACAGUGACGUUCCCAUGAGACUAGAGAGAGGGUUGAUGCUCUCCAAGACCCCAGACAUGGUCUACAAGUACACCCAGAUCAGACCAAAGGAGGGACGUGAUGAAAUCCACACAGACGUUGAGGCCGAGAUUAAGGCUUCACCCGCAUGGUUGAUGCAGGGAGAGGUCGACUUUCAGCUGGACCGCACUACAACCACAUUCUCCACCUUGCACAUUAAGUACAGGUCAGUGGUCAACCUGCGUGUGGAGAACAAGGUGUCGCAGAGGAGGGACCGUUACAGCUGGACCAUCAUCAAACGAGACAACCAGACYCAGACUGAGCACUCUGUCCUCAUAGGUGGGGUGGUGGAGCUCAACUGCCAGACUUUGGGGGAACCAAAACCCUCUGUAGAGUGGAUCUUAUCGGACGGCAGUAAGGUGCGGGCACCCUACUCCAGCGAGGACCGCAGGAUAGUGAUCACCGCUGAUGGCAGGCUGACCCUGAGAGGAACAGACACCUCAGACACUGGGCUUUACCGCUGCAUCGCCACUAACUACCUGGACGCAGACGUGCUCAGCUUCCGGGUCACCGUACUGUCUCCCGAUGUGGAGGAGGUGGAGGUCAACGGGGUCAAGCUCUCACGGCCUCUGGGCCAGAGCCUGGUUCUAGACUGUGGGUCCGCAGGCAGCCCUGAUGCCUCGGUCCAGUGGAUUCUACCUGACCACACAGUSCUGGAUAAAUCCUAUGGGAACAGGAAGCUCUAUAGGAACGGGACUCUAGGAAUWAAAGAUCUGACCUCCAGAGACCGGGGGUUUUACAGGUGUCUCAGUGCUAACUACCUGGGGGUGGACCUGUUGACGUCCCAAGUGACWGUCACUGGGGAGGGGUCCAKAAAGGUGACAGUGGUGGAUAGAGARGGGUCAGGGGCAGAGGCUGGGGUUGAGGUUACCGGGGCCAUAGAGGAGAGGGAGUAUUCCCACAGUGAGGUCCYUUCCUCCAGCYCCUCUGACAGAACCAUCCAGGAGUCCAGGACCAUCACAUUAGACAGGCCCUACCCCAGACUCAGGUCUUCCUCUCAGGGCAGAGGAUCAGGGGGCUCUUGGGGGAGAAGGAGGAGCCCAGCCAGCAGUAGACGCAUAUGGAGCAACAGGAGGGUAUUUGAUCAAGCCUCCAGGAAAGUAAACCCCCAGAGAUUUGCAGAGUUCAUGAAGAAGGCCCAAGGUGGUUUAACAACAAAGACAAAGAGUGUGAAAGAAAAAGGUGAUUCAGAGCCUGACAUGUCUGGGGACGRGGAUGCUGGAUCUGGGGAGGGUCUGUCUCAUGAGGACAGACUCAUUGUUUUACMAACCAGCGUCAUGCCAACCACAGAUACUCCAGAUGAAAGUAUGAUGGGUGUAACUGCACGCGUAGAGAAUUUAAACAAUCAGAGUAAUGUCAUGGCAACCACCGACAACAGUGAAACCAGUGUCAUGACAACCAUGGAGAUCCCAGAUGACAGUCGGACUAGUUUCACUGUAACAACAGAAAAUACUGACAGAGUUACAGCAGUGACGACAGAUUCAUACACCCGGUCAGAUGCCACACCCAUCGAGUCCACAUUCACCCACAGCAGCCACAGCACAGGCAGUAUCAAUGAMACUCAGGGUGAGGCCAUCGUUCAAUACAGCCCCAGAAUUAGUGGGUCUCGUGGUGAGUCGUACUCUYUGGAGAGGAACACGACAGUACCUCUGAGACAACCCGUCACGCUCCUCCUCGCCGUGACCAACACCACAGACGAGACCCAGAUCCUGUUCUCCAGAGAAACACCUGCAGAACCAGAUACCUCCACCGGGGCAGCGCUAUCGCUCCUCACCGAUCCCAAUGUCACCCUCGUGAUGGACAGUCCCAGAUCACCCCACAGAGAGCCUGAGAUCCACACAGCCACUGACCCAGACAGCCAGACCACCUUCACUGCAGUCACCACCACAGAGAGAGAGCAGGAUGAGAUCACCGUCCACACCACCCAGAGGAUCAAGUCCCCCCGUCUGCCUGCAGGCUCCACCAUCAUCUCCCGCCAGCAGAUCCACAUCAUCCCCCCUAAGAACGGCCGAGGAGGAGGAGGAGUAGGAGGAGGAGGAGGAAGAGGAGGGGGCCGGAGAAGGAACUUCCCUGGCAGGAGGAGGUUCAUCAAGCCCAACCGGAUCACAGACAUCCAGUCCAUCCUGAACAAACUCAAACAGCCCAACAUUGCGAAGAAGCAAGGCAACAGCACAGUUCCCUACACUAUGGAGCUGACCACAGACUUGAGCCAUGAGGAAGAGCCAAACGAUGAUGAUGGUGAUGAUGAUAGCCAUGAUGAUGAUGACAGUGGUGAUGUUACCAUGAUGAUGGAUGAUAUUGUUGACUGUGAUGAAGAUGAGAGAAGACAGGUGGUCAGCGGGUAG
Salvelinus sp. IW2-2015 is the source of this 3219-nucleotide messenger RNA. The record is from RefSeq and is a predicted model, not a curated record. NCBI's taxonomy places the organism in Eukaryota, Metazoa, Chordata, Actinopteri, Salmoniformes, Salmonidae.